AUGGUACUGUUAGUGUAUGUCGAUGAUAUAUUGAUUACUGGCCCUUCGCUGGCUGCCAUUCGAGAAGUGAAGGAUUUCUUCCACACCUUAUUCAUGAUCAAAGACAUUGGUGAUGCUCACUAUUUCCUUGGGUUGGAGAUUGCUCGACUUAGUGUUGGUCUCUAUGUCUUGAAGACCAAGUAUACUAUGGAUAUCACUCGAGAUGUAGGUCUAUGUCAGGCUAAAUCAACCCCUACACCCCUUCCACAAGGUUUAAGGCUUCACUUUGCCUCAGACGAUCCGCUCCCUAACCCAGACUCAUAUUAUCGUCUAGUGGAUCGCCUGGUAUAUCUGGGAUUCACUCGGCCAGACAACUCACAUUCUAUUCAACAACUUAGCCAAUUCCUCACGAAUCCUUGCAAGUCUCACUGGUUUGCGGCUCUCCAUCUGAACUCCUUAGUGCUGAAGGCUUAUUGCGAUGCAUAUUGUGGGACCGACCCAGAUUCUAGGCUUUCACUUAUAGGUUUUUGUACAUUCCUUGGAUCAGCUUUAGUAUCUUGGAAGACUAAAAAGCAACCUACAGUAUCCAGAUCUACAGUUGAAGCCGAGCAUUGCAGUCUUGCUGCCACUGUCUGCAAACUGCGCUGGCUUUCAUACAUCUUAACUGAUCUUGGUGUUUCUACCUCUCUACCCAUCGAACUUUUUUGUGAUAACAAGGCGACCUUGCACAUCCUGGCCAAUCCCAUUUUUCACGAACGAAGGAAACACAUAGAAUUGGACUGCUACUUGGUUCGUGAUGCCUAUAAAGAAGGUUUUGUCGCUCCCUCUUUCAUACAAAGUUUGUUGUAG
Messenger RNA from Sesamum indicum (sesame), 828 nucleotides. The record is from RefSeq and is a predicted model, not a curated record. Lineage: Eukaryota; Viridiplantae; Streptophyta; Magnoliopsida; Lamiales; Pedaliaceae.